AUGGAUGUUAGAGGUAUGUCUGGUGACCGUAUGGCAAUGCCUAAAAUACAAAAUACGCCGAGCACCAACAGGAACACUUCAUCCUUUUUACUACCUGAUGAUUGGGAGAUAGAGGAAAAGCGACGUUACAAUUCUGCUACCGUAGACAAGACUUAUAUUGAGCCAGCGACUGGACAACGGUUCCGUUCUUUAAGAGCUGUUGAGAGAUACCUAACAGGAGCAAAUGAAUAUACUUCACUCAAGCCAUUGGUACCUACCAAUAAGUCUAGCCUUUCCCCUGGCUCAGGCCGUCAAAAGAUGAAAAGUUUGGGUGAGAUCCAGUACCAGAAGGUUGUUUCUAGUUCUGCGAAGAUACAUAUUUCUUGUGAGAAUGAUAGACCCUCCAUCCUCAAUUUCAGCAUCCCACCAGCAAAAGUGAAUUGGGUCCUCGGAGGUACCGGGGGGAGUAUGUGGAACCCCUUCAUGGAAGAUUCAAAGGUCCCUGAUUCUGUAAAGCAAAAGUGGUCCGAAACUUUUGUAUCAGCCAUUUAUGGCGGAAACAUUAGUGCUCCAAGCUUUUAA
Messenger RNA from Prunus armeniaca (apricot), 561 nucleotides. Lineage: Eukaryota; Viridiplantae; Streptophyta; Magnoliopsida; Rosales; Rosaceae. The record is from the annotation of a GenBank genome assembly.